This is a messenger RNA of Brassica rapa (field mustard), 887 nucleotides long. RefSeq lists its product as uncharacterized. Gene Ontology annotation, cellular component: chloroplast inner membrane; chloroplast thylakoid membrane. Lineage: Eukaryota; Viridiplantae; Streptophyta; Magnoliopsida; Brassicales; Brassicaceae. The record is from RefSeq and is a predicted model, not a curated record.
AUCAACUAGUUAAGGUUUGAUAAAUGAAAAAUGUUUGUAUUAUUUGUCAUUUAUUUUGUAUUUGGGUAAAUAAUAUUAUUAUUAAUUGAUUAUUACCCCCGAAUGAGAACAUAGAUAUCAUCGAAGGUCCUCCAAGCUCACAAAUAGCUCCGAGAGGAUCCAAAGUUUUUGUUCUCAGUUGUUCCAUCGAUGGCGGCUCUUUCGACAUCUCUCUCUCUUUCCAGGAAUACUCAGCAACUCCAUCCUUCAUCUGGCUUUUCUCUGAAGCCAAUUGGUCGUCGUGCCAACGUUUCUUUCGGGCUGAAUCCCUCUAAAAAGAUCCAGCUUUCUGCUCCUAGAGGCAAAAGGAUCCUAACCAUCCAAUCAGCAUACAGAGAUGAUGACAGUUCAGGCAGCACUGGCCUGUUUGUGGGAGGGUUCAUUUUGGGCGGGCUCAUAGUCGGUGCUCUUGGAUGUGUGUAUGCACCACAGAUCAGCAAGGCUAUAGCUGGAGCAGACCGAAAGGAUCUCAUGAGGAAAUUGCCUAAGUUCAUAUAUGAUGAGGAAAAAGCUUUGGAGAAAACUCGCAAGGUAUUGGCUGACAAAAUUGCUCAGCUCAACUCUGCUAUCGACGAUGUGUCCUCUCAGCUAAAAUCAGAAGACACCCCUAAUGGUGCAGCUCUAAGCACCGAUGAAGUCGAGGCUACAGCCUGAAUAAUCUCAUCUGUUUUAGGAUACUGAAACAAAAUUGUGGGUCAUUAUUACUUGUUGUUGUUUGCUGUUUCUGUGUAAUUUUGUCCAAACUUUUACUCCAUCUUCAAACCACUACCAUCGUCUUGUCUUUUUUUUUUUUUUCAUUAUGCUAUGUUGAACGUUAUAUCAUCCUCAUCAUUUCAGAUUCCUUACGC